This is a messenger RNA of Trametes versicolor FP-101664 SS1, 159 nucleotides long. RefSeq lists its product as uncharacterized. The annotation marks the transcript as partial. The transcript has a single exon. The record is from RefSeq and is a predicted model, not a curated record. NCBI's taxonomy places the organism in Eukaryota, Fungi, Basidiomycota, Agaricomycetes, Polyporales, Polyporaceae.
CAGAUCUUGGGAGUGACGUGCGACAAUGCGUCGAACAACGACGUCAUGGUCGACCACCUCAACGUGCUCCUGGAGGCCUUCGGAGGAAGCUUUGCGCGAACGCGCUGCUUCCUCCAUAUCUUGAAUCUCACGGCGAAGAGCUUGUUGAAGCAAUUCGAC